Melanaphis sacchari is the source of this 2021-nucleotide messenger RNA. It is a transcript of the gene eIF2D, whose product is annotated as eukaryotic translation initiation factor 2D. Gene Ontology annotation, molecular function: translation initiation factor activity. Lineage: Eukaryota; Metazoa; Arthropoda; Insecta; Hemiptera; Aphididae. The transcript is spliced from 7 exons. The coding region runs from base 362 to 1951 and encodes 529 amino acids. Gene Ontology annotation, biological process: formation of translation preinitiation complex; translational initiation. The record is from RefSeq and is a predicted model, not a curated record.
UUGACAUUAAUACAUGAUAUAAGUAUAUAAAUUAUAUAAACUAAUGACUACAUAUUUCCAGUGAUUUGUGGCUUGUGCAAUUAAAAAGAAACUGCAUCCGAGUCCACAAUAAUUGCAAAUACUCAGUAUUCAAUAGUUCAGUACUCAAAGGUCGUAAGAUAUUUCGCUAUCUACAAUUCAUUCGUUAAAGUUCACACGUUUUCCUCGCAAGUUAGGUCAUAAAGUAUUGCUUUAAGUUCAUGAUUUUAAGAUAGUAGGUACUAUAAGGAUUCUGGUUGACUAGGAAAUUUAUUUAUAUGUUAAAACCUGUCUGUUCGACAAAGCGUUUAUACACAAUUGAUUAUAAUCAAUCAUAUCAAUCAUGUUCAAAAAAGAAUUUCGUAUCAAAUCGAGUGCUCCGCUAAAAGGCGCCGAUCAAAAGAAACUGAAAUCAACAAUUUGCAAAUAUUUUAACUUGACCAAUGAAACGCUGGAUGAAUUUUUGAAUCAUAAGCAACUGUCUUUGUUGAAAAUUAUAACCUACACUAAUGACAUAAUCAAAAUUUAUUGUGCUCAAGAAGUUGCGUUAGUUUUUGAUCAUAAAGGAAAAUAUUAUCCAACAUUAUUUAUGGUUUGGUCAUUUCCUCACAUUGUUCCCAGAUUAAUAAUACACGAGGAUUUGAAAUCAAAAAUUAAUGAUUUAACACAACUUACCAUAAAAGAUAUAACUUCUAUAAAUAAUGAUCAUCUACUAAUUCAGUUGCCUGUUGAUCAGUGUGUGAGUAUAUGUACCAACUCUUGUGAAAAAAUUAUUGCUAUUGGAUACUUAAUUAUUGAUGGCAAUACUAUAAAAAACCAUGAAAAGAACAAAGACGUGUGUUUAAAAGUGUUACAUUACCACAAAGAUGAACUUUUUAAAUCAAACAUGGUAAACAUUAUACCUGAUGUAAUUUCAAUGUUGGAGCGUUCUUUUAAAAAUGCUCCUGAAUUAAAUAAUGAUUUACCAAAUCAGUUUGAAGAUAACCAAACUGCUAUUGAAAAAAUGGAUGAAUUACUAAUGACAUGCUCUUUAAAAGCGCUGAAAUAUUGUAUUAAAAAAGAAAUGUUGCCAAUUUUAGCUAGUACAUUUUACAAGAAAUAUGUUAUGUCAUUUUGUCCUGAAGGAAUAGAACUUGAUAUUAAAAAAACUAGUUUCAAAAAGUUAUCGACAUUUUUACAGUUAUUGGAUGUAGAAUGUAUAAUAAAAUUUAAUGUUGGUAGUAAUGGUAUAGCUGAAAUAACUCAGGUCAUUCAUAAUAAUAGCAAAUUUCAAGAAAUAAAUAUUGAAGAAAAUCCUGAUUUGAAAGAAAAUAAUGAUCAAAAUACAGUUCCAGUAAAAGAAAUUUAUGUUGUGACACCAGGAUUACAACCUAUAUUUUCUGAAUUUCUUUGUCGGAAAGGUGAUGAGUUACCAUUAUCAUCUAUUCGAAGAUAUAUUACAGAAUAUGUUAAGAAAUACGACUUGCAAGAUAAAGUGGACCCUUCGAUUGUGAAUACAAAUGAUGUCUUAAAAAAAAUUCUAUCACAAAGAAAAGACAAAUCUUCAAUAACUUUUAAAGAUUUAAUUGAAGAAGUGACAAAACUAAUGCAUCGAACUGAAAUAUCAGUUCUGAAUACAGAUACCAAAAAAAAUUUAAAGAAAAAAAUAAAUAAUAUUGAAAUGACUGUUAAUAAUAGAAGUGGAAACAAAAAGGUAACUCUAGUUAAUAAUUUAGAGCUAUAUGGUGUCGAUAUUUUAAAAUUUAGUAAAGAAUGUCAACAUGGUGUAGCUGCGAGCACAACUAUUAAUGAUAUUCCAAAUGCACAAAAUAGACAAGUCCAAAUUCAAGGCUCUCAAAUUCCUUUUGUCUAUAAAUUAUUAACAGAUCAAUAUAAAAUUCCUGUCAAAUUUAUAAGAGGACAUGAAACUUAUAUCAAGAAACAAAAAAAAUAGUUUAAAAAUAGUUAUUUUUUUAAACUUAAUAAAAAAAAAAAAUUUUUUUUAAAGAAAAUGGUUUUCUUUU